CUCCCCGCGGCCGGGCGGGCUCCGGAGGCGGCUGAGCGCACGCAGCCUCUGCUCUAAGAUGAAUAACAUCAUGGAUAAAUAUGAACUCAUUAAACAAAUUGGAGAAGGAUCUUUUGGCAAAAUAUUCUUGGCAAAAGGAAAAAUGGAUAAUGAGCCGUGUGUUAUCAAAGAGAUCAAUUUAACUAAGAUGCCCAUGAAAGAAAAAGAAGCGUCUGAGAAAGAAGUUGUUCUGCUGGCCAAGAUGAAGCAUGCAAAUAUUGUAACCUUCUAUGCUUCUUUGCAAGAAGAGAACAAGCUAUAUAUUGUGAUGGAAUACUGUGAUGGUGGAGAUUUAAUGAAGAGAAUAAAUAUGCAGCAUGGAGUACUGUUUGAUGAGGACCAGAUUCUCAGUUGGUUUGUGCAGAUCUCCUUGGGCUUGAAGCAUAUUCAUGACAAGAAGAUUUUACACAGAGAUGUAAAAGCACAGAAUGUUUUUCUUAGCAACAAUGGAAAGGUAGCAAAGCUUGGGGACUUUGGCAUAGCGAGGCAGUUGAACAGUACUACAGAGUUUGCCCAUACCUGUGUAGGGACCCCCUAUUACCUUUCACCUGAGAUAUGUGAAAAUCGACCAUACAACAACAAAACAGAUAUUUGGUCUCUUGGCUGUGUGCUUUAUGAGCUGUGUGCACUAAAGCAUCCUUUUCAAGGCAAUAGUUUGCAUGAACUGGUGCUGAAGAUUUGCAGAGGACGUUUUCAACCAGUGUCUCCUAACUAUUCCUAUGACCUGAGGAUAUUGAUUUCCCAGUUGUUUAAAAUAUCUCCGCGGGAUCGACCAUCCAUCAAUUCUAUUCUAAGGAAGCCCUUCUUGCACAAACUCGUUCUCAGGCAUCUGCCCCCUGAGGUAGCACGGGAAGAACUCAGUCCCACUGUGGUACAUAGAAAAAGGCCUUCAGCAUCUCACUCUAAAUCCAAGCAGAUAAAAGCAUAUAAACUUCAGAAAACAAGAGUCCAGGACCCAGUUUCUCUGGAAUCUGGAAUAGUGAUGCCUUUCAAGAAACAAGAAUUAUUUCAAAGAAAUGAAUGGAAGCCUCCUUCAAGAGUACAACAGCCUAUUAUUCAGCCACAGACCUCCAGAUUUACUAUGGCAGAAAGGCCAGGAAGCAUUAGAGUACAUGGUCAUUAUGGUCAUUACUGUGAGAAGCUUGACAACUUGCAAAGGAAAGCUAAUGCACAUUACGACCUUUCUCAUAUCAACCAAAGAGUUGAAGAUUACUAUAAACUAAAAGAACGAGUUGCACCUCCACCUCCACCACCUGAAUGGGCUGCAGAAUUUCUUCAAAGGCGGUUUGAAGCCCAGCAGUACAAGAUUAAAGUGGAAAAACAGAUGGGACUGCGACCAUCCUCUGCUGACCCAUAUCAUGACCAAGUACAGCAGCAGAAAACAAAGGAAGAGCAUCUCAAAAACCAUCAGCAAAACAUGUCUAGAAAGAAUGAAAUGAAAGAACAGGAGUAUUUGAAACAAUUGCAGAAAAUUCGGGAAGAAUACCACAGUGAUAUGAAAGAAUUCAGAGUUAGAGCAGGAGUACUCCAGGAGCACCAGAAAAUACAAGAUAAAACCUAUCUUGUGAGGCAAGGGAAAGCUGAGAACCAGUCUGAAAACAAAGAUAUAUCUGGAACAGGAGAAGAGUCACUUCAGGAUAUGGAGGAAAACUUUAAACAAGUCAGACUCCAAGAUAGGCAAGACCAAACUAUAUUAGAAAAGAGACGUAACACAAAAGGAGGAGUAAAAUUUGAAAUUAAUUUAGAUGUAUGUUUUCCUGAGGAAGACAGCAUUCAAGAAGCAGAGGUAUUAGAUAAACUCAAUGAGACUUUAACUUUUGUGGAUGGUGAGAAUCUUAAGGAGAAAUUGGUGGAAGUUUAUGAAAAUGAUACAGACAGAGCUUUGGAAAAACUGCCUGACUACCCAACAGAGUCCAUGCAUGAUAUGAAAAAACCCAGAAAGCAUUGGCAGCCUGGAGCCCCUCAGACUCUACUGAAUUUUUUAGCUGGUGUUGAUGCCACAUGUGCAUGUCCUACUAUGGCUGGAAAUGAACUUGCUCACCAUGUUAUUCUGCCUGAAGACAUCCCAGAAAACAGGAAGCAGUGGAAACAGACACCACCAGAAACACUCCUGAGUAUCUUAGCAAAAGCAGAGCUGUCUGAUGAGUCCUUUAUCUGUUUUGAGGAAGACAAAGAAGGGAGAUUAAGUCUGUUGCCUCCAGAAGAAAACAAGGAAGAUGAUUCAGAAACAUACUCUGCUGUUGAUGUUGAUGAAGGUAGACUUGAGCCAAGAUCAGAUGGUGAAGACACAAAUUUUGAAGAUUCUGAAGAUGAACUCAGACACGAGCUGGAGAAAUCUCUGGAAAAAUUGUCAACUUCUCCAGCAGAAGAGUCUCAGAUCUUUUCCAUAAAUAAAGGUCAAACAGAUGAAGAAAAUAUGAGUUUACCUCACAAACUUGGAGAAUCUGAUGAUGAUUUAGAAAAUAAUCAUGGGUAAUUUGGUGAUGAUGCACGUGAA
This is a messenger RNA of Motacilla alba alba, 2536 nucleotides long. RefSeq names its product NIMA related kinase 5 (gene NEK5). Gene Ontology annotation, molecular function: protein kinase activity; ATP binding. Lineage: Eukaryota; Metazoa; Chordata; Aves; Passeriformes; Motacillidae. The transcript has 23 exons. The coding region runs from base 59 to 2515 and encodes 818 amino acids. Gene Ontology annotation, biological process: protein phosphorylation. The record is from RefSeq and is a predicted model, not a curated record.